Molecule: messenger RNA, 1758 nt
Organism: Aspergillus terreus NIH2624
Lineage: Eukaryota; Fungi; Ascomycota; Eurotiomycetes; Eurotiales; Aspergillaceae
Exons: 2
Coding region: 1-1758 (585 amino acids)
Biological process (GO): fatty acid metabolic process
Molecular function (GO): medium-chain fatty acid-CoA ligase activity
Source: RefSeq, a predicted model, not a curated record
AUGCACGACCAGGAUAGAGUCGUGGCAGUCCCUGCCCACCAUGGUCCAAACGUACUACCAAACUUCCCUCUGUUUUCCAAGCUUCUGCGACUGGCUCAUCGAUGCCCGCCUCCCAUCGCCGUGAGGGACGUUCAUGCGGGGGUGGAGAAAACAUAUCUACAGCUGCUCGGAGAUGUGUUGCAACUUCGCAGCAUACUGCAGCGGCGGUUAAGUCAAGAGGUCCUCCAACAGCUCGAGAAGGAAGAUGAAGUCUACAUUGCCCUAUUAGCUCCAGGAGGAUACGAGUAUGUUGUCGGUUUCCUCGCCAUCUUGGCUGUCGGGGCUGCUGUAGUGCCUAUAUGUGCGUCUACCCCUCUUCUACGUCGAGAAUGUUCGACUAACUGUAUUAUCCUCUGUAAAACAGCGGUCAGUGUCCCUGUGAAAGAGGCAUGCUAUUUUGUGCAAAAAGCCCAAUGUGCGGCCAUCCUUUGUUCGGCCGCUGCGUCAGGCCUGGCUCGGUCGACAAUUCAACAGAUAAAUACUUCCAGACAGCCCCCGUUCGCCGCUCUGACGAUCGCGGAGCACCUCGGCACAACCGCUGUUGCAAGAGAAGAUAUAUUCAUCUCCUCGAACCGCUUCUUAGAUCUGAACAGAGCCGGGCUCGUCAUCUUCACAUCGGGCACCACCGGCCCGCCCAAAGGCGUUGUCCAUCGCCGCGGACAGCUCACUGAAAACGCGGAGAUCAUCGCCGAACAGUACCGCAUAACAGACACGGACACUGCGCAGCAUUUGCUCCCAGUGCACCAUGCCACCGGGAUCGGGAUCACGCUGCUGCCGUAUCUCAUCUCCGGCGCCUGCGUCGAGUUCCGUUCCGGCGGGUUCGACCCGGCCUGGACGUGGGAUCGCUGGCGUCGGCCGGGGAUUACCGUCUUCUCGGGCGUCCCGACAAUGUAUACCCGGCUAAAGCAGUAUUUCGAAGAUGUUAUAUCGACAAUGCCGGCUGACGCGAGGGACGAGUAUAUACAGGGCGCGCGUCGUCUGCGCAUCCUUCUCUGCGGCACGUCGGCGCUCCCUAGCCCCGUCCAGGCGUUCUGGACGAAACUGUUAAAUGGAAAGCCGAUUCUGACGCGCUAUGGGGCGACGGAGAUUGGGUCUAUAUUCAAGGUUGACUUGGAUCCUGACGAUACUCUGGCGAACAGCGUGGGCCGGCUGGAACCUGGGGUGUCGAUCAAAUUGACGGACGAGGGCCUGCUGCUGGUGAAGGGCCCGCUGAUGUUUUCCAAGUAUCUGUUUGACACGCAGGCGACUAUUGACUCCCACGAUGAAGACGGGUAUUUCCGUACCGGUGAUGUUGUACACCAGGAGGGUCCUUACUAUACUAUACUUGGGCGGGCCUCGCUGGAUAUUAUCAAAUCUGGCGGCUACAAGCUAUCGGCACUUGAUAUUGAACGAGAAUUACUAGGCCUCGAGUACAUUUCCGAAGCCAUGGUCGUGGGCGUGCCCGACGACGAAUUCGGACAGAGGGUAGCAGCAGCAAUAUGCUUGGCUACAAAGCAUCGCAACAAAAAGCUCACGUUGGAGGCACUGCGCACUGAUCUGCGCGACAGGCUCGCAGGGUACAAGUUGCCAACGGUGCUGCGAGUGCUCGACGGAGAGUUGCCCAAGUCUGGGACAGGCAAAGUUCAAAAGAAGAUACUCGGUCCCGUCUAUUUCCCAUCGAACUAUGACAGCAAUCCCGAAGUGCAGGUAUGGAGGAAAGCCAGAAGACCAAAGCUAUAG